Ictalurus punctatus (channel catfish) is the source of this 1535-nucleotide messenger RNA. RefSeq names its product mitochondrial ribosomal protein S18A (gene mrps18a). The record is from RefSeq and is a predicted model, not a curated record. Bases 41 to 610 code for a protein of 189 amino acids. NCBI's taxonomy places the organism in Eukaryota, Metazoa, Chordata, Actinopteri, Siluriformes, Ictaluridae. Gene Ontology annotation, biological process: mitochondrial translation. Gene Ontology annotation, cellular component: mitochondrial small ribosomal subunit; ribosome. Gene Ontology annotation, molecular function: structural constituent of ribosome; small ribosomal subunit rRNA binding. The transcript has 6 exons.
GGAAAUUCGCUACAACCAGGAAGUGAAGGUCGUGAGAAACAUGGCGGCGCUCUGUGUGAUGAAGUCUGUAAGGACAGCGCUCAGUGCCGUCCACUGUGCUAUCAACAACAGUUUAAUACCGAGGUUAUUAAAUGGACCCCAGCUGUCGUUUUUCGGCUGCACGUCGAGUCGUGGUAUCCGGCAAGUGGUGGAGAAGCAGGAGGGGAAAACUACAGUGAUUGAGGGUCUGACAGUGGCUGCACCCGAGAGUCCGCAACCUCCUAACCCAACCGCUAAAUGUCCGAUUUACCGAUGGAACCUCCAGAACAAGUACACAUACACAGAUGUUUUACUACUGAGUCAGUUCAUUCGUUCAGAUGGAGGGAUGUUGCCAAGACGCAUCACUGGCCUCUGUGCUCAGGAACAUCGCAAGAUCGCCAUAUGUGUGCAGAUGGCCCAUCGAGCAGGUCUCCUCCCAGACCACAGACCACAUCUUCCUGAAGGCCACGUACCAAAGCCCAAACCCAACCCGCCACUCAACAGGGUGUCACACAAGAAACGUCUCAUGACGGGUAAAAGCAAAGAGCUCUUCCCAAGGCCUUCGCAACCAUAUUGUUGUGGAACAUAUUGAUGGAAUCGAAUACAGACGUGUUUAAAAACUUCUGAAUCUUCCAGUAUGCACCAUUGGGAAGUGGAAGCAUCACUCUCUCAUCAACCGGCCACGCACAGGAGCUCCUUGCAAGAUUUCUGACCAGGGAGUCAGGAGAAUAGUCAGAAGAGUAGCCCAUGAGCCAAGGACCACUCGGAAAGAGCUCCAGAAACACUUGGAGGCAGAAGGUGCCAUCGUCACAGAGAAAACAAUAGGCAAUGCACUCCACUGCUCACGCUCACCCGCAAGACUCCAUUACUAAAGAAAAGGCAUGUUGAAUCUCGUUUAAAGUUUGCUACAACUCAUUUGGACAAGCCUAUGAAACACUGGGAGAGUGUAGUCUGGUCAGACGAGAGCACAAUUGAACUUUUUGGCUGUCAUACUACACACCAUGUUUGGAGAAGAAAUGGCACUGCACAUCCCCCUAAAAACACUACACCAACAGUGAAGUUUGGAGGUGGAAGCAUCAUGGUGUGGGGCUGUUUUUCAUCACAUGGUACUGGCAGACUUCAUAUAAUUGAAGGAACGAUGAAUAGAGCUCUUUACCGGACGGUUCUUGAGAACAAUCUGCCGCCAUCCACCAGGAUGAUGAUGAGAUAUGGGUGGACCUUCCAGCAGGACAACGAUACAAAGCAUACAGCAAAGGAAACUCUCAAUUGGUUUCAGAGAAAAAAAAUCAAGGUGUUAGAAGGGCCCAGUCAAUCGCCUGACUCGAAUCCAAUUGAACAAGAAAUUAUAAUAAAAAAAAAUAGAAUAUUAUAAAAAAUUAAAGACAAUAUGUUUAGAAGAAUGGGCCAAAAUCACACCUGAAUACUGCAGCUGAUUAAUGUUUGGAUUUCUUUAUAUGUGUGGAUUUCUUGAAUUAAUACUGAUGUUUGGUGAAAAUUUCAUGUGAAUAACCUCAUUG